Molecule: messenger RNA, 1470 nt
Organism: Coprinopsis cinerea okayama7#130
Lineage: Eukaryota; Fungi; Basidiomycota; Agaricomycetes; Agaricales; Psathyrellaceae
Exons: 6
Coding region: 1-1470 (489 amino acids)
Biological process (GO): RNA processing
Source: RefSeq, a predicted model, not a curated record
AUGGCGAAGAAAUCAGCAAACCCAGCAGAUGCUUACCGGAAGGCACAACGGAAAAAAGAACUGAAAAAGGCAGGACGAAACAAGGCCGAGCGUGCAAAGGCACGAGACUUUGCGCUUGUAAAGAAGGAUACCACGGAACUCGAGGAAGAGAUCGAGAAACUCGAACAGGAAGCUUCGUCGGGCGGUAAACCAGAUCCUCGACUCGCAGAACUCAAAGCCGAGCUCGAAAAGAUUAACAAGAAGAAGGCUGAAUAUGUCGAGGAACAUCCUGAAGCCCGUAAGCUCGUGUACCGUCAACGCAAACGAGAUACUGGAAAUGAAGCCGAGGCAAAGCCGUUACCUGCGAAGAGGAACAUGUUCAACAAGAAAGGACUACCUCGACAUCCAGAAAGAAGUAUCUAUUAUGACCCGAUAAUGAAUCCCUUCGGUGUGCCUCCACCGGGAAUGCCUUACAUGGAGCGACCGCUGCGUCCGGAUGAGGUUGAUAGCGAUGCUGAAAUGGACGACGAUGAUGAUAUCCCUCUGCCCCCUGGUCUCCCGCCCGGCUCAGAGGAAGUAGGAAGUGACGAAGACAUCCCAUUACCUGAAGGUCCUCCGCCUGGGAGACAAAUACCACAGCCGCCGCUACCGCCUUUGCCUCCUGGCAUCCCUCCUCCACCAGGUAUGGCAGGUGCCCCAAACUUCCCUACCCCUCCACCCCCGCCUGGUUUCCCUUCCUCAUUCCCGACCGGAGCUCCCCCACCCCCACCAGGAAUGCCCGUCGCUGGAGCUCCCGGCGUGCCCCCGCCACCUCCAGGAAUGCCAGUUGCAGGAGCUCCCGGUAUCCCGCCACCUCCUCCGGGAAUGCCUUUCGCAGGUGCGCCUGGCGUCCCACCACCACCUCCUGGCCCUCCGCCGAUGGGCAUGCCUCCCUUCCAACCACAAGGCUGGCCCGUGGGUGUUCCACCACCACCUCCUGGGAUGCCUUCCUUCCCUCCAAAUAUGGGUCAACUUCCACCGCCCCCACCGGGCUUCUUCCCUCGCAAAGCUCAGUCCGCUUCCUCCAUGCAAGACCCGCUCUCGAGUGUCCCGCAUCAAACCUUCCAAGCCCACCGCGCAAGCCAACUUGCACCUCCUCACCCUUCUUUACCUGCCAAACCAAGUCCAGUCGCGACGACGAUCUCGGCACCAGCAACAACGUCAGCGACCGCGACAGUGGAAGCUGCUCCCCAGCUACGGGAUUUCAAGAAGGAAGCUACAGCGUUUGUGCCUUCUUCGUUGAAACGCAAAAAGGGUGCAGGAGGCGGUGGUGCGGGCUCUGGUAUCAAUACAGCACCGUCGGUGGGCGAGCAAGCUGGAAAGGACAUUGGGCCUGCUAAACCCGAUCUUGUUGGGACACUGAAGAAUCAAUUCCCGGCGCCUAAACCAGACGACAAGCCCAAGGACGAUUAUGCCAAGUUUAUGGAGGAGAUGGGUGAUAUCCUGCAGUAA